ACGAAGCUUUAAAGCAUGUGACUCAACUGAUUAUGUUCAUUGUUUUGGUUAGAGGAUAUUAAGUGAUUGCAAAUCCGUCUUUUCUUUGUAACAAAAAUUAAACUUUUUUAAACAGCAUAUCUUUAAAAAGCUGGUAAUGGGAACUUUUAUCCCUGAAGAACAUCAACAUGUGAGAUACAAUCCAUUAAGUAACAGAUGGGUGUUAGUUUCACCUCAUAGAGCUAAAAGACCAUGGAAAGGGCAAAUAGAGAAGUUACCUGAAAAUGAGAUUUUGCCUCAUGAUUUGAAUAAUCCACUUUGUCCUGGAGCUACAAGAGCUAAUGGAGAGAUUAAUCCCUGUUAUGAAAGCACGUUUGUUUUUCCCAAUGAUUUCCCAGCUUUGCUGCAGGAUGUUCCGAAACCAGAUAAAUCCACUCAUCCCUUAUUUAAAGCAGAAGCAGCGAGAGGUACAUGCCGAGUGAUGUGUUUUCAUCCGAAAUCAAACAUAACUCUCCCUUUAAUGUCUUUGGAUGAAAUUCUUGAGGUUAUUAACACUUGGGUUAAAGAAAUAUUAGAUCUUGGUACCAAUUACAGAUGGGUUCAAAUCUUUGAAAAUAAAGGUGAAAUUAUGGGAUGUUCAAAUCCUCAUCCACAUUGUCAAAUUUGGGCAAGUUCAUUUCUUCCAGAUGAACCAAGAAUUGAAGACGCCCAACAGCGUAAAUAUUAUGAGAAAAAUAAUUCUCCACUACUUAUUGAUUACCUAAAUGAAGAAAUAAAGAGAAAGGAACGCAUUGUACUCUUGAAUGAACAUUGGGUUGUAUUAGUUCCUUAUUGGGCUAUUUGGCCAUAUGAAACUAUGCUCUUGCCAAUUCGUCAUGUGCUUAGAUUGCCUGAUCUUACUUCUGAUGAAAAACAUUCUUUAGCAGAUAUUAUGAAGAAGCUACUAAUAAAAUAUGAUAACUUGUUUGAAACUUCUUUUCCUUACUCAAUGGGAUGGCAUGGUAUGUUUUAUUUUAUGUUUGAAAGUUCUGUUUUUCUUUUCUCGCGCUCUCUCUCUUUUUUUGGGGGGGAGGGGAAAGCAUGUAAGAACUUCAUUUUCUACCUCCUUUUUUAUCUUCUUGCUAUAGUCCUCCUCCCCAAGUUCUGUUUCUUUGUAAUUUUUAAUUUGGAAAAUUUGUUACCAAAAUAUUCAUUAUUUGUUACUUUCUUUAUAGGUGCUUCAUAAUUUCUUUAUAGGUACUUUUCUGUUCAUAAUAUAGGUCCCUGUAAACUAUUAUGAAGUUCCUUCACUGUAUGGCUAUAAGUGCAUUUUAGACCUUAAAAUUUGAUUAUGCUGCUGGCUCUUUCAGCUUUCAACCAGUGUUGCUAAGAUGAGUCCAAACAAUAGGGCAACAGAUAGUAGUAUUUUAAGAAGCAUUUGCAAAAUAUGGCAAUUAUUACCCAUAUAACUUCAAAUUGUUGCAAAGAUUACAUUUGUCAAAAUAUGGGUUUCUGUAUUCAUAAGACCUCAAGGCAGUGCCCAUAUUUAAGAUGGCCCUCCUAUAAACAUCUUUUAAAUUCCUUUAAAUCUUUUAAUUUUUGUAAAUCAUUAACCCCUUCGUGCCGACUGUCACGUCUACGUGCCAGCAACGAACACACUCACCUACCGGCCGAUACGCAGGCGUGACUACUCGAAAUGCGAGAAGCUUGACUCACAUACACGUGUUUUUGAUUAUAUAAACAAACGGGGAACUGAAUGUUUCCGAAUGGCGUGAUUUAUGAU
Stegodyphus dumicola is the source of this 1741-nucleotide messenger RNA. Its product is annotated as galactose-1-phosphate uridylyltransferase-like. Gene Ontology annotation, molecular function: UDP-glucose:hexose-1-phosphate uridylyltransferase activity; zinc ion binding. Gene Ontology annotation, biological process: beta-D-galactose catabolic process via UDP-galactose, Leloir pathway. The record is from RefSeq and is a predicted model, not a curated record. Lineage: Eukaryota; Metazoa; Arthropoda; Arachnida; Araneae; Eresidae. Gene Ontology annotation, cellular component: cytoplasm.